UGGAUCAGUUACCUAAAUUACGUACCUGUGUCAAUGGUCACGGUCUAGUGCGCGCUUACCUGACGGAAGAAUGGAAUCGCCCGCUUUAGAAAUUUCACACACAGAUCUCGGGGAUCGGAAAAGAACGGAUCUCAUCCCGGAGUUGAGAAAGUUCAUACAAGGGAAUAUACAUUCUGUCGAUAUUUUGAUUGAAGUGUGAUUCAAAUUCGUGAUUAAGAUACUUCUGAGGUGUAUUAGAUUUACAUAUUUUUAUAUUGUGUUUGGUGUCAGGACGUUGUUAUGGCCUAUUGAAUCAGCGAUCUCUGUGAACUCAGCCGGGAAAUAAUGGCAGUCGCCACGGCGGAAUCACAAUCCGUGGAGCGGGGGUACCAGCGACUUUCCUCCCUAUUCCGCCCCACCCUCACAGAAGGGAACUCCUGUCACAGGUGUAAAGCACAGGUAUACCACGCAGAAAAGAUCGGCCCGGUCCACGAAGUAGUGUUCCACAGGAACUGUUUCAAGUGUGUAGUCUGUGGUCAGUUUCUGACCAUCAAGAACUAUUUCUCCAAUCAGACCGAUGCCUCGGAUCGCGAGGUAUACUGUGGGACGCACGUUCCUCGAAUCGGGGGGACACACAUUGACGAACGAGCCAUGGGAAUCAAAAACGCCAUCAACAGUCAAAAUGUCUACAAGAAGAUGAGUAAAAAGAUGAAUUCGGAGGUUCGUCUGGCCGGAACCCUGAGGAAACCUAACUAUAAUUACGAGGCGGUGGCAAUCAAACGCGCCACCACCGUACCCAAAACCCAGGAUUACGUGGCGGAGCGUGCAACAGCUGAAUCUCUUCACAAGGGGGUGGAUAUUGACGCCAAUGCUCUGUACAUAAAGGGCCCCAUAGAGGCGCAACUUCUCCGACAGGGCUACCAGCGCAAACUCGACAAGCAUCACUACCCGCCAAAUAUUUAUAAGAAGCGCAAGAAGUUGAUAGAAGAACAGCGCCGCCUGGAGGCAGAAUACAAGAGAGAGGAAGAUCGUCUACUGGACGAAUUUCAGAAUGAGAGAAAGCAGGAAAAGCGCCGUCUGUCGGCGGAACUGCAACAUGAAUGGGAGUCCAGACUGAAAGAAUUAACGGAAAAAUUCGACAAAGAAUUCGGACAAAAGAAGAAAAAGAUGAAAGACAGCGAAAGAAAGCAAAUGACGAUACACUUUGAGAACAAGAAGAGAGAGAUAGAAGUUGUCAUUCAGGAGAAAAAGAAGAAGAAGCAGGAGACGAUGACACUGCGACUGAAGGAGAAGGAACAAAAGAAAACGGCGACGAUGGUGGCGAGACAGAGUCGUCAGAUGUUGGAAAUACUGGCUCAGAAACAGGACGAACUCAAACAGGAACUAAAACAGGAAAUGGCCGCCGAGUCUAAAGUGGAAGGGGGAACACCUAAUGGAGAGACAGAAGAAAUAGAGGAAGCGAUGGAGGCUUUGGAGAUUAUCCCUGUCGCCCCCACAGAAAUUCCCUCACCCCAUCCCCCAUCCUGCAGGAAGAAAGACCUGUACGUGGACCCCUCACAGUUCAAUGACAUUGACGAACAAACAAUUAAGGUUGCAGAGAAUGAACAGCCGACGUACACGGAUUUGGUUCAACAGCUGACAGAAAACCUGGUCACGGAUUUGGAGAAGGCCAGGGCGAUUUACCGCUGGGUGACGGUGAAGGAUUUAAAUGUGAUGGAAUUUGAGGAGAGUAUAGAAACCGACACUCCCAUGGGGCUCCUCAGGGGAAUUAAAUACGGGACAGAGACGUACCACGUGCUCUUCAUGAGGCUUU
Messenger RNA from Saccostrea cuccullata (small rock oyster), 1792 nucleotides. Its product is annotated as hillarin-like. The record is from RefSeq and is a predicted model, not a curated record. The annotation marks the transcript as partial. Lineage: Eukaryota; Metazoa; Mollusca; Bivalvia; Ostreida; Ostreidae. The transcript is spliced from 6 exons.